Verruconis gallopava is the source of this 1692-nucleotide messenger RNA. RefSeq lists its product as uncharacterized. Gene Ontology annotation, molecular function: Rab GDP-dissociation inhibitor activity. Gene Ontology annotation, cellular component: cytoplasm. The transcript is spliced from 7 exons. Gene Ontology annotation, biological process: vesicle-mediated transport; protein transport; small GTPase-mediated signal transduction. Bases 117 to 1523 code for a protein of 468 amino acids. The record is from RefSeq and is a predicted model, not a curated record. Lineage: Eukaryota; Fungi; Ascomycota; Dothideomycetes; Venturiales; Sympoventuriaceae.
ACAUAUCAAGCUUCUCAAACAAAACACACCUGAGCUGACCUUUCCUCCAAAUUUCUUACUCCCUUCACCUUUAAACUUGCAGAGCACAUAUAUCCGAACAUUUAAAACCAGCAAACAUGGAAGAAGUUGCACCAGAAUACGACGUCAUUGUCAUGGGCACUGGCUUGACGGAGUGCGUGUUGUCUGGUGUUUUCAGCGUCAAGGGCAAGAAGGUCCUACACAUUGAUCGCAACGACCAUUACGGAGGCGAAGCUGCCUCAGUCAACCUCGAAUAUCUCUUCCGGAAGUACCAACCAUCCUCGGUCUCAUCCGAGCCUUGGAAGAAGUAUGGCCGCGCCAAUGACUGGAACAUCGACCUGGUGCCCAAGUUGCUCAUGUCCAACGGCGAGCUGACCAAUAUUCUUGUAUCCACCGACGUCACACGCUAUCUCGAGUUUAAGCAGAUUGCUGGCUCGUUCGUGCAGCAAGGUGCUGGCGCAAAGGCCACGGUGGCCAAGGUACCAGAUGGUCCUGCUGAAGCUUUGAAGAGUCCGCUCAUGGGACUUUUUGAGAAGAGAAGGGCAAAGAACUUCUUGGAGUGGGUUGGCGCGUACAAGGCGGACGAUCCUGCGACACACAAAGGUUUUGAUAUGCAGAAUUGCACGAUGAAGGACGUGUACGACAAGUUUGGUCUUGAGCCAAACACUCGCGACUUCAUUGGUCACAGCAUGGCCCUUUACCAAACAGAUGACUACUUAUCCCGACCGGGCAACGCCGAAGAGGUCAUCAACCGCAUACGUCUUUAUGUUAACUCCAUGGCGCGUUAUGGCAAAUCGCCAUACAUUUACCCGCUCUACGGCCUGGGCGAAUUGCCGCAAGGCUUUGCCCGCCUGUCCGCUAUCUACGGCGGCACGUACAUGCUCAACACUGAUGUCGAUGAGGUGCUCUGGGAAGGCGGCAAGGCUGUGGGUAUCAAAGCAACGAUGAAAGAAAAGGAUGAUGCGGGUGAGGGCAUGAAGUUCCAGACAAAGUGCAAGACUAUUAUUGCAGACCCAUCAUACUUCCCUAGCAAGGCCAAGGUGACGCAGCACCUGCUUAAGGCUAUUUGCAUUUUGAAUCACCCACUCGAUCACACUAACAAUGCGGAUUCAUUGCAGUUGAUCAUUCCUCAGAGCCAGAUUGGCCGCAAGAAUGAUAUUUACAUUGCUGUUGUCUCUUCGGCUCACAACGUCUGCCCUAAAGGAUAUUACAUUGCAAUUGUGUCCACGAUUGCCGAAACCUCUGCAAACCACCAUCUAGAGCUGCAACCUGGCUUCGAGCGACUGGGUCGCAUCGAGGAGAAGUUCAUGGGCCCACCUAUCCCGUUGUACGAGCCCAUUGAGGAUGGCAAGUCGGACUCGGUUUUCCUGAGCAAGAGUUACGAUGCUACAAGCCAUUUCGAAACCACAACAGAUGAUAUCAGGGACAUCUACCGUAGAGCUACUGGUGAGGAGUUGGUUGUCGAGGGACUUAGGGAUGGCCAGAAUCUUGUGGCUGAGGAAUAGAGAUGAAGAACGCAGGUAAACAAUGUACGUUGGAGUAUAUAAAAUGAGGAGAUGUGCAGUUUAAACUAUGUGUAGGCGCAUGUGGCGUAUGUCAUCAGUAGGUAGCCCGUCCGUACAACGUGAAUUAGAUUGACGUCACCGAUAGCACAAUUGAUCAUCUUUAUGCAUG